Parnassius mnemosyne (clouded apollo) is the source of this 525-nucleotide messenger RNA. The record is from the annotation of a GenBank genome assembly. Lineage: Eukaryota; Metazoa; Arthropoda; Insecta; Lepidoptera; Papilionidae.
AUGGCUUUAUUUUUUAAGGUAUGUUCUAUCGUCGUUCUAGCUUCAAGUACAUUGUCCAGUCAUGUUCCUGGUGGCUAUUCAUACAGCAGAUUCAGUGGUCCCGUCAGCGGUCAAAUUGUGGAAGUUCAAGUGCCAGCGGCGGAAAAUAUUGCUGCCCAACAACACGCUAGUUACGGUUACGAUCAUAAUACUGGGAAAAUUAAUCCGGAAACUGCCAAAUAUGCUCGCUUGAAAACUGUUGACUAUGUGGCAAAGCCGGAUUACCAUUAUGCGUAUGGAGUAGAUGACCCGCACACUGGCAACCUUCAGAACCACAAGGAGCACCGGGAUGGCGAUGUUGUAAGCGGCGAAUAUUCCCUCGUCGAACCCGAUGGUUCUCUUCGUAUUGUCCGUUAUACAGCCGACCCUAAAAAUGGAUUCCAGGCUAUCGUGCAAAAGAAACCAGCUGCUCAAGCCCAAAAAAUUGAUCAGACCGUUCACUAUGGUCGGAAUAACCAAGAAGAAGAUGAUUCAAGGGAAUACUAG